AGAUUGCCUUCAUGACCUUGACUCUGUUCCCUAUCCGACUCUUAUUUGCUGCUUUUAUGAUGUUGCUGGCCUGGCCUUUUGCAUUCAUUGCUUCAAUGGGAUCUGAUGAGCAAGAGCUUGAAAAGCCUCUCUCCUGGUGGCGAAAGAUAGUGGAUGUUUUGCUGAAAGCAAUCAUGAGACUCAUGUGGCUUGCUGGAGGGUUCCACUGGAUAAACGUGAAAGGCCGCCGGGCGUUGCCGGCAGAAGCAGCCAUAUUAACGGUGGCUCCCCAUUCCUCUUACUUUGAUGCCAUUCCAGUAACGAUGACCUUCGCCUCCAUCGUGAUGAAAGCCGAAAGCAAAGAUAUCCCUGUGUGGGGAACUUUAAUCAAAUACAUUCGUCCAGUGUUUGUAUCCCGAUCAGACCAAGAUUCUCGCAGGAAAACUGUUGAGGAAAUAAAAAGACGUGCUCAAUCUGGUAAAUGGCCACAGAUAAUGAUAUUCCCAGAGGGCACUUGCACAAACCGAUCCUGUCUAAUUACAUUUAAGCCUGGAGCGUUUAUCCCAGGAGUUCCUGUGCAACCAGUGGUUUUACGUUAUCCAAACAAACUGGACACAAUCACAUGGACGUGGCAAGGGCCAGGAGCGUUAGAAAUUCUGUGGCUUACUUUGUGUCAGCUUCACAAUUCUGUGGAAAUUGAGUUUCUACCUGUGUAUAUUCCUUCAGAGGAAGAAAGAAAAAAUCCAGCAUUAUAUGCCACUAAUGUCAGACGUGUAAUGGCAGAGGCAUUGGGUGUUUCAGUGACAGACUAUACGUUUGAAGACUGUCAGCUGGCUUUGGCAGAAGGACAACUUCGUCUGCCUUCAGACACAUGCCUCUUAGAAUUUGCAAAGCUCGUGAGAAGCCUUGGGCUGAAACCAGAAAACCUUGAAGAAGAUCUUGAGAAAUAUGCUAAACGUGCUAUGAAAAUGAAAAAAGAAAAGACUGAUCUUGAAGAAUUUUCAGCAUACUUAGAAUUUCCAAUUUCUUCCACAUUAGAAAGUAUGUUUGCCCUUUUUGAUGAGAAUGAACAUGGCAUAAUUGACGUACGAGAAUUUGUCAUUGCUCUGUCAGUUGUCUGUAAACCAUCCAAAACUCUGGAAACAAUUCAGCUGGCAUUUCAGCUCUACCAGUCGGAAAAAGGAACUAUACUAGAAGAGGAUUUAGCUCAUAUUCUGAAGACUGCCAUGGGGGUGUCACAGAUCAAUGUAACGCACCUUUUUAGAGCAGUAGAUGAAGAAGAAAAGGGGGAGAUCACAUAUGAUGACUUCUACAGAUUUGCUGAGUUGCAUCCACACUUUGCAGAAGACUAUCUGCACUCCGAGCCAGUGGGAGAUGGCAGCGGUUUGGAGACUUCAUCUCUUCCUGCUCCUAAUGGCAUCUGUACUGACUUCAGCCCUGAAAAUGUUGAGGAGAAAAGGCAGUUCCUGCAGAAGAAACUGAAUUAAUACAACAACUGUUACCUUCCUCUCCUGGUGAGAGGAUUGUCUUUCCUUGGGAUUUUCAUAAGUCACUCCAACUCUACAGCAAAUACCAGUUUUGUGUGUGGAAGUUCUCCCAUAAUACCAUUCUUUGAUUCAUAUGUGCUAUAUUUAUUAGUAUGUUCCAAGUUACUUUGAGGAAGGUGAUUUUAUUUUUUUUCAAAAAGUCUUUGAAAGGCAAGAAUGUGAAUGUGCUUCAUUAUUAAUGUUCAUAUUUAAGAGGAAGCGACACACUUAUUUAUAUUUUAUUGGCUAGUUCCAUGUACAAAGUGUCGCACAAACUGUGCAUGUAUAAAGAAACUGUAGCUACUAUGGUGUUAAGUGCACUUUGGUGAUUAGUGUUUUCCCUAGUUACAGGGAUAUCUUGGGGCCAAAUUGACUGUCCAUAUCUGCACAGUUCAGCCUGUUGAUGCAG
Tinamus guttatus (white-throated tinamou) is the source of this 1914-nucleotide messenger RNA. Lineage: Eukaryota; Metazoa; Chordata; Aves; Tinamiformes; Tinamidae. The record is from RefSeq and is a predicted model, not a curated record.